AUGCCAGCUAAAGCACCCACAUCAAUUGGAAAUACUGAGUAUCCACAGAAUAUCAAAAUUCCAGCCAACUUUACUAUUCCGGCUGGAAAUGUUUUUAAAUUUCAGUUAUCUCUUGCCGGAUUUGUCUGGUACAUAUGUGAUACUAGUAGUAGUGAUAAAUGGAUUGAGGACCAAUUUCGCUCAGUAUAUUUUAACAGCAAAGAUGAUAUCUCCGGUUUCCCUGUUUCACCUGCGGCUGUAUUAGAUGUAAGAAAUGAUCAAUAUCACGUUCUAUCAGCUAUUCCAGAACAUGAUACUUCAUCAAUGAUCGUAACUGUUAUUAACGACGCACCAUCGUCUGAUCCAACGAAAAAUUAUCCGUCCGAGCUUGUUUCUGUUAUAAGUACCGCAGGAGUUGGAGCAUUUUCAAAUAUCACCUAUCUCAUUCUUACAGCUACCGAUGGCGGAGUACCACCACCGAAGUCAGAUUGUAAGUAA
Messenger RNA from Cetraspora pellucida, 477 nucleotides. NCBI's taxonomy places the organism in Eukaryota, Fungi, Glomeromycota, Glomeromycetes, Diversisporales, Gigasporaceae. The record is from the annotation of a GenBank genome assembly.